GCGUACACACACUCACACUCAACAACACACAAAAGGCCAAAACAGUAACGAACCAAACCCUAGGAACUUCAUAUUGUCCAAAUUCUGGAUUGUUUCCAGAUGAAAUGGGAAAUGGAGAUCGACGAGAUCGAAGCGGUUCUCGAGAAAAUAUGGGAUUUGCAUGACAAGCUCAGCGACGCGAUUCACUCCAUUUCCAGAACUCACUUUCUCAAUUCCAUCAAAUCCCUCAGAAAAUCCGAUGAUUUGUUCAUCAAUCGGAGCUCCGACAAGAAGAAGCCCCACGAUUCCGACGACAAUCAUCAGAACGGCUUCGUUUUCGUCAAAGAUUUUCGGCUUGAUGUCGAUGACUCGGCGAUUCAAGAGGCGAAGAGUCUCAAUGCCAUCAGAGCUGCCCUUGAGAACCUCGAGGACCAACUCGAAUUCCUCCAUACUGUACAAAUACAGCAACGAGCAGAAAGAGAUGCUGCAAUUGCGCGCUUGGAGCAAAGUCGUAUUGUUCUUGCAAUGAGAUUGGCUGAACACGAAGGUCAAAACUACAAAGUUAUCGAAGAAGCUGUAGCUUUUGUGGGGGAUGUACAUGAUGGAGGUAGAUUUGUUUCACCUGAGAACCUUUAUGGUCCAGCAGCAUGUCAAUCUGGUGAGCAUUUUGUAUCCCAUGAAGGGAAGAGGUCAAAGAAUCUCGUGAAAGUUCUCACGUCUAGUUUUGAUUUUGUCAAAAAAUCAUUGAAGCUAGAUAAUAUGGGCGGGAUAUUGGGCAAUGCUGCUUUGUUUGCGGUCAGCAUGCUUGCAUUUCUGCAUAUGCAUCAGGUAGCUUGUAAGGACAGAUGUAUUCUAAACCUUCCACAGAAGCUUGAAGAUAAUAUUUACAACAAAAAUGUGAAAAAUGUUUCUCGGGCAGAGGGUUCUUCAUCCAGUGUUCAUGUGUCCCACUUGGAUGUCUUGUUGGCUAGGGGCUAGUUGGCUAGUUAAGGGAAUUGAUUUUUCUUUCCAGCAAAUUUUCAUGUUGUAGGCGUUUUAACCGUGUCUAGAUUACGAGGGAGCCUGCUGAUGAAGAUUGAAAAAUCUCCAUUGUCUUGGAAUCCCUGUGCCACGGUAUGUCAGGUAGGUAGCACGAUUUGUUUCUUUUAGUUGUUUAGAGAUUUUGGUUUUUACCAUGUUUGUCCUAGAGAAAUUUGAUUGUGUAUAUUCCAAAAUUUUCUUGUUCCAUGAUAUCAGAUAUCCGUUAUAUUUUGAAUGCAUGUGUCUACAAUUCAUUUUA
This is a messenger RNA of Cornus florida, 1258 nucleotides long. RefSeq names its product plastid division protein PDV1. The coding region runs from base 100 to 957 and encodes 285 amino acids. Lineage: Eukaryota; Viridiplantae; Streptophyta; Magnoliopsida; Cornales; Cornaceae. Gene Ontology annotation, biological process: chloroplast fission. The transcript is spliced from 2 exons. The record is from RefSeq and is a predicted model, not a curated record.